Molecule: messenger RNA, 888 nt
Organism: Penicillium longicatenatum
Lineage: Eukaryota; Fungi; Ascomycota; Eurotiomycetes; Eurotiales; Aspergillaceae
Product: nitroreductase family protein
Exons: 3
Coding region: 1-888 (295 amino acids)
Molecular function (GO): oxidoreductase activity
Source: RefSeq, a predicted model, not a curated record
AUGGACACCAACAGAGAAUUGCUCCUGCGUGAUAAUUUCGAUUAUGACUUUGAUAAGUACAGAACAUGGUCCAGCGUGAUAAGCCACAGCUCUGACCAGGUGACACUGGCUGCAAAAUUGACCGCCGCUUAUCAUAGCCUCGAAAAGGGGCUGACGAUCGAACAACCUCGCGCGGAGUUCGGACGGGCGAAGGUUAAUUUCAUCAUCCACGCAAUCAAGUCUCUCGAAAAAUUUCACGACGAGCAUGGCAUGGUCUUGUCUGCAGACUUUGACGACGAGUUGCGGAAAAUCGUUGGCGAAAUGAAGUUUACCCCGAAAGAGGUUCAAGAAGCGACCGCCUUCGACUACACUCGUUUCGUCCAAGCGCGUCACAGUGUGCGCCACUACAAUGGUGAAAGCAUCUCUCCUGAUCAAAUAAAGCUGGCUGUUGCCCGAGCUAUUCACACCCCCCAAACGGUCAAUCGCAAGACUCGGCGUGUCUACGCUGCAUAUGAUCCUGAGCUGCGAGAGGAAUUGCUAAGCUACCAGCGCGGGAACAUUGGUUUUGGACCCAAACUUGGCGCAGUAUUGGUCGUAACUUCCGACCUUCGUGAGUUCGAUAUCAUCGGGGAACGCAACCAGGCUUGGGUCGAUGGUGGACUAUCCGCCAUGUCAUUGAAUUUUGCACUACACGCCAGCGGCUUGGGCACAUGCAUGCUGAACUGGUCUACAGAGAAAGAGCAAGAUAAGGCCCUACGCUCUGCUUUCGAAAUCCCCGAAUACGAGAUUAUCAUCACGAUGCUGUGCGUCGGUGGGCUUCCUGAAUUUCUGCAUGUGGCUGCAUCACCAGCGCCGGUAGCAGAUGACAUACUCUCUGUUAUCAAAUCUCGGAAAAUAAAAAAAGAGUAA